Trypanosoma rangeli is the source of this 954-nucleotide messenger RNA. RefSeq lists its product as uncharacterized. Gene Ontology annotation, cellular component: membrane. The record is from RefSeq and is a predicted model, not a curated record. Bases 1 to 954 code for a protein of 317 amino acids. Lineage: Eukaryota; Euglenozoa; Kinetoplastea; Trypanosomatida; Trypanosomatidae. The transcript has a single exon.
AUGGACUCAAAAGAAAAGAAUGAAAGCAAGAGUUCCACAGAUUCCUUUGUGGGCGACAUUCUACGCAGUCAGUCGCUGCGGGACCAGCUCAGGUUGCCGCUUAUCGCGAACCGAGAAAAGGACGAUUGCUCGCAUGCAACAACUACCUCACAGGGGCGCGAGGAGCCCCCUUCAGCUGCCGCGGUUUCUUGCGGGCGAGAGUUCAGUGAGGUGGCAGCUGGUGGGCGUGGUGAACACCCUCUCCGCGGUUCAAGUAGGACGCCUCGGUCUCUUUUUGGUUAUUCCCUUAUAUUUAUCAACUUUACGUUUAUUAUGGCGUCGAUGCUGCUUGUUAUGUCGGGUAUUGUCGCUCAUGAUAAUAUGGCGGUGCGUCUCUGUGAGCCGUGCGGAUACAUUGCGUUGUCGGCCCUUGUCUUUGGGAUUAUUCUCUGGCUUUUCACCAUUUUUGGGUUUAUGUGGAUACGUCAGCGGCAAAUGAUGUUUUUGCUGGUGUAUGUUGGUUACCUCGUCGUUUUAUUUAUCGCCCUUUUUGCCCUUAUCAUCGCUGCGACUGUGUACGAUCGGGAUACGCAGGUGGCUUUGAUGGACCCUGCGAAGUUGAUGGAUGCCUGGAGGCGCGGUGUAAAUGACACAAAGGCGGACCGAAGGUAUGAUAUUUGUUUUCUACAGCAACGCUACAACUGCUCCGGUUUUCGUGACGGAUGCUGCCUGCCUGGGGCGUGCUACAAUACGAGUGACCCGCCCAAGUGGGUUGAGACUGCCUGCCCCGUGUGUCCAUCGUUUCUCCCCAUGUCUCCCGUUGUCUGCACCGACGUUGUCUACUCCACGGUGCGUAAGAACUUGAGUGGCUUUUUGGUAAUUAGUAUUUUUUCCAUGGUGCUCGUUGUUGUGGGAAUCAUUUUUGCAUUCCUUUCUCGGAGCGCAAACCGACUGAGGAUGGUUGGGGAGGUUUGA